AUGCGGGGCUGGAUGAUGUCUGACUACCGCGCCGUGCACCGCGGCCACGUAUUCCACGCUGUCAACCGCCUCCGACGACACAGCCCUGCAGCUGCAGGUGCCCCCUUUCCCCCCACUUCGCCUCUGCCCGUUCAUCGUAUUCCCAGCCGAGAGCUUUCUCUGCUCUUUGGUGAUUGGCGCGAGUUGAGCUGUGCGUUUAUCUUCUCUAUCGCCCUUGAUGGAAAAAUCAAGGCAUGGUUGUAUGAUUGCUUGGGCUCAAGAGUUGACUACGAUGCUCCUGGACAUUGGUGUACUACCAUGUCUUACAGUGCUGAUGCGACAAGACUAUUCUCUUGCGUUACCAGUAAAGGUGAUUCGCACUUGGUUGAAUGGAAUGAAACUGAAGGGGCUAUUAAGAGGACAUACAAUGGCUUCAGGAAACGUUCACUCGGUGUUGUUCAGUUUGACACAACUAGGAAUCGCUUGUUGGCUGCCGGAGAUGAAUUUCUUGUUAAAUUCUGGGAUAUGGAUAACAAUAACCCUCCAAUUGUUGCCCUUGGUCCUGUUUCAAAUGUCAGCAGUCCUAUAGCAGUAAAUGCCGAGCGACCUGAUCGGAUCUUGCCUGCAGUGUCAACAAGUGUCUUGGCACCUAUGGAUGCAAGCAGAACUCCAGAUGUUAAACCAAGAAUAACAGAUGAAUCCGAAAAGGUCAAAACCUGGAAAUUGGCUGACAUUGUUAAACCAAGAAUGACAUGGCAGAAAGACGAUGGCGAUGAUACAGAAUUACGGAUGCUCUAUGAAGAUGCUCAUAUCCAACCUUGCUACCUAGAAAAGAUCGAGCAUUCGUCAUGA
Miscanthus lutarioriparius is the source of this 831-nucleotide messenger RNA. NCBI's taxonomy places the organism in Eukaryota, Viridiplantae, Streptophyta, Magnoliopsida, Poales, Poaceae. The record is from the annotation of a GenBank genome assembly.